GUACAACUGCAUAUUUCAGUACAAGUUAAAAAUAUAUAUAAAGUUACUUGCUAAUUAAACACAAUAACCAGUAUAUUUUAACCAUACAUAAUAUACACUAUUAUAAAUGACGAUGAUGUUUUAUACAGUAUGUUUAAUUACCAUCAUUGGUAUGGGAGCCGUCAUAGCGGACACAACCGGUGCGGCGGCGCCCGUAAAGAUCGAUGUCUACUACGAGGCUCUGUGUCCGUACAGUAAACAGUUUAUUGUUGAACAACUGAUCCCCACUUACAAUAAGGUCGCCUCAAUCAUCACCGUUGGUCUCAUCCCAUUCGGUAACGCGAAAUGGAAAAAGGUUGCGAAGCCUGAUGGUACUUUUGAUGUCGAGUUUACGUGUCAGCAUGGUGAACAGGAGUGCAUUGGCAAUAGGAUACAUGACUGUGUUCUGCUCGAUGAGCCCAUUGAUAAGACACUAGCCUUCCAGGACUGCAUAUUUAAAUCAGCCGAUUGGAAAACACCGGCCAAAGCUGGCAAACCGUGCGCUGAACAAUUGAAACUAAAUUGGACCUCGAUCGAUGAGUGCUCGACCGGGCCUUUGGGCAGAGGUCUGUUGUUAUUGAAUGGCGAGCGACACGUGGCCCUCAAGCCCCAGGCCAAGGGUGUGCCGUGGAUUGUGGCCAAUGGUGUCCAUACCGAUGAUAUACAGGAGAGAGCACAGGGUGAUCUCUUGAAAUAUGUGUGCGACACCUACACAGGCCCAAAACCGUCGGGAUGUAAAUAA
Molecule: messenger RNA, 760 nt
Organism: Medioppia subpectinata
Lineage: Eukaryota; Metazoa; Arthropoda; Arachnida; Sarcoptiformes; Oppiidae
Source: the annotation of a GenBank genome assembly